AUGCGUACGCUUGAAUGGGCGGUCAUUGGGCUGGGGCUUGUGUCGGGGGUAAAGGCAUUGACGCCUGAAGGGCUAAUUGCAGCUCCCCGGCGUGGCGAGGCUGUCCCCAAUCCUUCCGGCGAAGUGGCUUUGUUCUCAGCAUCGGAGUACUCCUGGGCAACUCAUAAAACUUCCUCGACGUGGAACUUGAUCGAUCUGAAAAGUGGCAAGAUCACAGUGCUCACCAACGACAGCAAUGUCUCCGAGGUGAUCUGGCUGGGCACCGAUGAUUCUGGCCUCUUGUACAUCAAUGGCACCAAUUCUGAUAUCCCCGGUGGCGUCGAGUUGUGGGUGUCUGAUACAGCCAAAUUUGAGAAGUCUCGGUACAAGGCAGCCUCUCUCGCAGCGCCAUUCUCCGGUCUCAAGACAGCGAUCACCAAGGGAGGUGAUAUCAAUUUCCUAGUGUAUGCUCAAUCCUAUGGAAAUGGAACCGCCUACAAUGAGGAACUGGCAGCCAAGCCACUGAGCACUGCUCGCAUCUACGACAGCAUCUACGUACGCCACUGGGAUACCUGGUUGACGACUACUUUCAACGCUGUUUUCUCCGGCACUCUCAAGAAGAAGAAGGACGGACAGUGGGCUAAUUCUCGCUACACCUCCGACAGCCCGCUCAAGAACCUCGUCGCUGGCGUCAAGAAUCUAGAAUCACCAUAUCCACCAUUCGGUGACUCGUCGGAUUACGACAUCUCUGCCGACGGAAAGUGGGUUGCUUUCAAGAGCAAAGCCCCGGAAUUGCCCCGAGCCAAUCACACUGCAUCUUAUAUCUACCUCGUUCCGCACGAUGGCUCUAAGAAGCCCGAGGUUAUCAAUGGUCCAGACAGCCGUGGCACUCCCAAGGGCGUUAAGGGUGAUUCCAGCAGCCCCUCAUUCUCCCCGGACAGUCGGCGCAUUGCAUACUUCCAAAUGGAGAACAUUGCGUACGAGUCUGAUCGCCGUGUUACCUAUGUCUACACCAUUGGUUCUAAGAAGACCAUCCAGGCCGUGGCUAAGGAUUGGGACCGGUCCCCUGACGCAGUCAAGUGGACGGCCGAUGGCAAGGACCUCAUUGUCAAUGCUGAAGACCACGGUCGUGGGCGUCUGUUUUUGCUUCCUGCCGAUGCUCGCGAUGAUUAUAAGCCGCAAAACUUCACCAGCACCGGCUCUGUCAAGGGCUUCCGCAACCUUCCCAACGGUGAUUUGUUGAUCACUGGCUCGGCUAUCUGGACUAGCUGGAAUGUGUACACUGCGAACCCGAAGCACGGUGUGGUCUCCACGCUGAUCUCUGCCAACGAGGUCGAUCCCGCUUUGAAGGGACUGGGCCCAGCUGAUUUGGAUGAGUUCUACUAUCAAGGAAACUGGACCAAGAUUCACUCUUGGCUCAUCUACCCUGCCAACUUUGACAAGUCUCAAAAGUAUCCACUGAUUUUCUAUGUCCACGGUGGACCCCAAGGCUCGUGGGCCGAUUCUUGGAGUACUCGGUGGAAUCCUAAGGUUUGGGCGGACCAGGGCUACGUGGUGGUCGCGCCCAAUCCCACUGGCAGCACUGGCUUUGGACAGGCGCUGACUGAUGCUAUCACGAACAACUGGGGUAGCUACCCCUACGAUGAUCUCGUCAAGGCCUGGGAGUAUGUCCGAGACAACUUUGACUUCAUCGACACGGACAAUGGUGUCGCUGCGGGUGCCAGUUACGGAGGUUUCAUGAUGAAUUGGAUCCAGGGUAACCCUCUGGGACGGGAGUUCAAGGCACUUGUCACUCAUGACGGAACCUUUGUGGCUGAUGCUAAGAUUUCCACCGAGGAGCUCUGGUUUACUGAGCAUGAUUUCAACGGUACCUUCUGGGCCAACCGAGACAACUACCGCCGCUGGGAUCCCUCUGCGCCGGAGCACAUCCUGCAAUUCAGCACUCCCACAUUGGUCAUCCACAGCACCAAGGAUUAUCGUCUGGCCGAAUCUGAGGGUCUAAGUCUCUUCAAUGUUCUCCAAGAACGGGGUGUUCCCAGUCGGCUGCUAAACUUCCCUGAUGAGAACCACUGGGUCACGAACAAGGAGAACAGUCUAGUGUGGCAUCAACAAGUGCUGGGCUGGAUCAACAAGUACUCUGGCGUUGGAGCUAAGAACCCCGAUGCCAUUAGCCUGGAUGAUACCACGAUUCCAGUGGUAAACUACAAUCCUUGA
Penicillium subrubescens is the source of this 2193-nucleotide messenger RNA. RefSeq names its product dipeptidyl peptidase DppV (gene dppV). The record is from RefSeq and is a predicted model, not a curated record. Gene Ontology annotation, biological process: proteolysis. NCBI's taxonomy places the organism in Eukaryota, Fungi, Ascomycota, Eurotiomycetes, Eurotiales, Aspergillaceae. Gene Ontology annotation, molecular function: serine-type endopeptidase activity. The transcript is spliced from 8 exons. The coding region runs from base 1 to 2193 and encodes 730 amino acids.